Messenger RNA from Hemiscyllium ocellatum (epaulette shark), 2913 nucleotides. Its product is annotated as heme transporter hrg1-A-like. Lineage: Eukaryota; Metazoa; Chordata; Chondrichthyes; Orectolobiformes; Hemiscylliidae. Gene Ontology annotation, molecular function: heme transmembrane transporter activity; heme binding. Gene Ontology annotation, cellular component: plasma membrane; lysosomal membrane. The record is from RefSeq and is a predicted model, not a curated record. Gene Ontology annotation, biological process: heme transport. The transcript has 3 exons. Bases 209 to 643 code for a protein of 144 amino acids.
CACCGUUUCGCUGUUUUGUUGUUGUUGUCGCUUUCCGGGGGGGUGGAAAAGUCUGGUUUUUUUUGCAAUCGGCGGGGAAUUUCCCCCCCGUCCUAAUUUUUUUUGCAAAGGGGCGGAGCCAAGAUUUUUUGGGGGAGUGGGGGGGGUUGAACCAGAUCUGGGUUGCAUUUUCCCUCUUUGCAAAGGGAGGGUUGCAUCAGUUUGCACCAUGGCGCUCAACAGGCUGUGGCUGAGGACCGGAUACGCCGCCGUCGGGACGUUGCUCGGCCUUUCGGCCUUCCUGUGCUGGACCAUCGCCUUCAGACAACCGGCCACUGCCGCCUUCGGGGGGCUCUCCGGAGUCCUGUCGUUCUGGUGCCUGAUCGCCCACAUCAUGUACGCGGAGGAUUACUGGCGGACGUGGCUCAGGGGUUUGCGGAUAUUCCUGGCGACCGGAAUCCUGUUCACCAUCGCCGCCAUCGUGGCGUUCGUCACCUUCCUCGCACUGGCCAUCUCCCAGCGUCAGAGGUUGACAGAUCCCACCAGUUUCUACCUGUCUGCGGUCUGGAGCUUUAUUACGUUGAAGUGGUCGGGAACGCUGAUCCUAUAUUCCCACCGAUACAUCCGGGAGUUCGCAGACAUCACUAUCCUCAGUGACUUCUAACCUCCCCAAGCCCCUUCCCCUCCAUCUCCCCGCUCCCCGAGUGUGUCUGACAGACUGGGAGGGGGGGAGGGAGACCGUGAGGUCUGCAGGAGAGAUGCUGAUACCCCACGGGGGGAGAGAGAGAGAGAUGGGGGUCUACGGGAGAGAGACUGAUACCCCACGGGGGAGAGAGAGAGAGAUGGGAGUCUACGGGAGAUACACUGAUACCCCACGGGGGAGAGAGAGAGAGAUGGGGGUCUACGGGAGAUACACUGAUACCCCACGGGGGAGAGAGAGAGAGAUGGGGGUCUACAGGAGAGAUACCAAUACCCAACGGGGGAGAGAGAGAGAUGGGAGUCUACGGGAGAUACACUGAUACCCCACGGGGGAGAGAGAGAGAGAUGGGGGUCUACGGGAGAUACACUGAUACCCCACGGGGGAGAGAGAGAGAGAUGGGGGUCCACGGGAGAUACACUGAUACCCCACGGGGGAGAGAGAGAGAGAUGGGGGUCUACGGGAGAUACACUGAUACCCCACGGGGGAGAGAGAGAGAGAUGGGGGUCUACGGGAGAUACACUGAUACCCCACGGGGGAGAGAGAGAGAGAUGGGGGUCUACAGGAGAGAUACCAAUACCCAACGGGGGAGAGAGAGAGAUGGGGGUCUACGGGAGAGACACUGAUACCCCACGGGGGAGAGAGAGAGAGAUGGGGGUCUACGGGAGAUACACUGAUACCCCACGGGGGAGAGAGAGAGAGAUGGGGGUCUACAGGAGAGAUACCAAUACCCAACGGGGGAGAGAGAGAGAUGGGGGUCUACGGGAGAGACACUGAUACCCAAUGGGAGAGAGAGAGAGAGAUGGGGGUCUACGGGAGAGACUGAUACCCAACGGGGGGGAGAGAGAGAGAGAUGGGGGUCUACGGGAGAGACUGAUACCCAACGGGGGGGAGAGAGAGAGAGAUGGGAGUCUACGGGAGAGACACUGAUUCCCAACGGGAGAGAGAGAGAGAGAUGAGGGUCUACGAGAGAGACACUGAUACCCAACGGGAGAGAGAGAGAGAGAGAUGGGGGUCUACGGGAGAGACACUGAUACCCAACGGGAGAGAGAGAGAGAGAGAUGGGGGUCUACGGGAGAGACACUGAUACCCAACGCGAGGGAGAGAGAGAGAGCGAUGGGGGUCUAUGGGAGAGACACUUAUACCCAACGGGAGAGAGAUGGGGGUCCACGGGAGAGACAUGAUACCCAACGGAAGGGCGGGAGAGACUAGAGGUUCUAUGGGUGAGAUACACACGUCCAACCAGAGACAGAGAGAGACAAGGGGGUCUACGGUAGAGCUAUGGAUGGUCUUUGUGGGAUCCUUCCUGUCCUUGUCUCUGGGUGGAUCAGGACUGUGACCUCCAACGCUGCCUCCCGGUGCUCUCUGACUCACGGCGUUCCACGGCUCGUCGGUGACCGAGCGAAGACAGCUCUGCCCGUCUCCUCCGUGCUAGCCCUCCAUGCGAGCGGGCCCAAUCCCGCUGUCUCGGCCCACUGGCCCUCGCCCCCCGACACACACACACUCCCCGAAAACUCCCGACUCAUCCGAGUCCCCACUCCGUCACUCUCUCUGGUGAAAUCUUCGCUUUCCCUCCUCUCUCUCUCUCUCUCCAAGACUUCACUCUCUCACAGAGAGAGAGAGAGAGAGAGAGAAAGAGACGCAAGGAGAUGGAAAGAGAGCAAAAGAGAUGGAGAGAUGAAAAGAGAGAGAGAUAGAGUGUGUAUGACUCCUGUCAGUCUGAUUGCUGACCGUGCGAUAGAGACUCUCGCACUCCCGCGCGCUCUCUCUCACUCACUCGCACUUACACCCGCGUACACACUCACGCUGUCUCUCUCCCUCUCUGUCUCUCACUCACUCACGCUCUCACUCUCUCUCUUACGCUCUCUCACUCACACGCGCUCACUCUCAUGCUCUCUCUCUCACUCUUAUGCUCUCUCACAUUCACUCACUCUCACGCGCUGUCUCUCUCACGCUCUCACUCACUCUCAUGCUCUCUCUCACUCACUCUUACACUCACACUUACUCUCACGCGCUCUUUCACUCACACACGCUCACUCUCAUGCGCUCUCUCUCACUCACUCUCACAUACUCUCUUACUCACACAUCGUCUCUCUCUCUCGUUCCCUCACUCACACUCACACACACGCGGUCACGGUCUGUCUGUCUCGGUCCCCCUCGUUCGGUAACAGUUGUGUCGCGAAUGUCCUGUGAUGUAGAAAUGAGCCUCUGAUUUUCACAAUAAAACACUUCCUUUC